Molecule: messenger RNA, 1844 nt
Organism: Protobothrops mucrosquamatus (brown spotted pit viper)
Lineage: Eukaryota; Metazoa; Chordata; Lepidosauria; Squamata; Viperidae
Gene: PTEN
Product: phosphatase and tensin homolog
Exons: 9
Coding region: 7-1221 (404 amino acids)
Biological process (GO): phosphatidylinositol dephosphorylation; negative regulation of cell population proliferation; phosphatidylinositol 3-kinase/protein kinase B signal transduction
Cellular component (GO): nucleus; plasma membrane; cytosol
Molecular function (GO): inositol-1,3,4,5-tetrakisphosphate 3-phosphatase activity; phosphatidylinositol-3,4-bisphosphate 3-phosphatase activity; protein tyrosine phosphatase activity
Source: RefSeq, a predicted model, not a curated record
CCAGACAUGACCGCCAUCAUCAAAGAAAUUGUCAGCAGGAACAAAAGGCGAUACCAGGAGGAUGGCUUCGAUUUAGAUCUGACUUAUAUUUAUCCAAAUAUCAUUGCAAUGGGUUUUCCGGCAGAACGACUUGAAGGAGUGUACAGAAACAAUAUUGAUGACGUUGUGAGGUUUCUGGAUUCAAAACAUAAAAACCAUUACAAGAUAUACAAUCUAUGUGCUGAAAGACAUUAUGACACUGCCAAAUUUAACUGCAGAGUUGCACAGUACCCUUUUGAAGACCACAACCCACCACAGCUAGAGCUCAUCAAACCUUUUUGUGAAGAUCUUGAUCGAUGGCUUAGUGAAGAUGGCAAUCAUGUUGCAGCAAUCCACUGUAAAGCUGGAAAGGGACGAACUGGUGUAAUGAUUUGUGCUUAUUUGUUACAUCGAGGAAGGUUUCAGAAAGCACAAGAAGCCCUAGAUUUUUAUGGGGAAGUAAGGACCAGAGAUAAAAAGGGAGUAACUAUUCCCAGUCAGAGGCGCUAUGUAUAUUAUUAUAGCUACCUGUUAAAGAAUCAUCUGGAUUACAGACCAGUAGCACUGCUGUUUCAUAAAAUGAUGUUUGAAACAAUUCCAAUGUUCAGUGGCGGCACUUGCACUCCUCACUUUGUGGUCUACCAGCUUAAGGUAAAGAUAUUCACCUCCUCUUCAGGACCUACAAGACGUGAAGACAAAUACAUGUACUUUGAAUUCCCUCAGCCGUUGCCAGUAUGUGGUGAUAUCAAGGUGGAAUUCUUCCAUAAGCAAAACAAGAUGUUGAAAAAGGACAAAAUGUUUCAUUUCUGGGUCAAUACAUUCUUCAUACCAGGACUGGAAGAAAACUCUGACAAAGUAGAAAAUGGAAGUCUUCUUGGAGAUCAGGAACUUGAUGGCAUUUUGAGUACAGAGCGUUCAGAUAAUGACAAGGAAUAUUUAAUCCUUACACUAACAAAAAAUGAUUUGGACAAGGCAAAUAAGGACAAAGCAAAUCGAUAUUUUUCUCCAAACUUUAGAGUGAAGCUAUUUUUCACAAAAACAGUAGAAGAGCCAUCAAACCCAGAAGCUAGCAGCUCAACUUCAGUAACACCAGAUGUUAGUGAUAAUGAACCUGAUCACUAUAGAUAUUCUGACACCACUGACUCUGAUCCAGAGAACGAACCUUUUGAUGAAGAUCAGCAUACGCAGAUUACUAAAGUCUGAUUUUUUUUUAUUUGGGAAAAAAUACCACAAUGAAGAAAACUUGAAUAAACUGAAUUAUGGACCUUUUAAAAUGGCAAUAGGACACUGUGUCAGAUUUAUCUGUUGUAGGAACAGUUCUUUACCUGACCAAUCUCAUUUUGCCCUAUUAAGCCUUUGGCUUGACACUUCUCCCAUUGAAAAAAGAAAAAAAAAGGUUACGUAGCUAUGUUAUGUAUAUACCUUUUGGUGUCAAGAGGACAUUGAAAUUUCAAUUAGGAAUACACAAAAAUGGCACUUUCCUAUUUGAUUCCAGUUUUAUAAAAGUGGAGACAGAUCUGAUGUGUAUACGUAGGAAUCUUCCUUUUGUGUUCUGUCACCAACUGAAGUUCCUGUAAAGCUCUUUCUAAUACACAGGUUCACAUCCUGCCCCUUUCUUUGCACUUUUGUGGCAACAGAUAAGUCUGCAGUUGGCUCAGAGAAGUUACUGGGUUUUACUACAUUCAAAUGCAUGUACCAUGGAUAGGAGUGUGGAAGGAGAAGCUGAGAAAGGAAUGUUCUGUGCUGGACCCUGGACUGUGUACCAUUUCUAGCUUACAUGCACCUCUUUCGCAUGCUACAGUAAUAAAUCCUGGACAUUUGAGGAA